Pseudoliparis swirei is the source of this 562-nucleotide messenger RNA. RefSeq names its product lysine-specific demethylase 5B-B-like. The record is from RefSeq and is a predicted model, not a curated record. Bases 9 to 422 code for a protein of 137 amino acids. Lineage: Eukaryota; Metazoa; Chordata; Actinopteri; Perciformes; Liparidae. The transcript has 5 exons.
AUUUCAAAAUGCGCCGGAACAGACUUGGAAAGGAGGACUGGGUUCACAUCAAGUGGCAGCCGGGCCAGAUAACCCACACCUGCCAGAAAGAUGGCAGCAGUUGUGGGAUCUUUGUCAUGCAGAUGGCCAAGAUGACGGUGAUGGAACUACCAAAGAUUCCACAGCAUUUCCGCAUCAACUCAUCUAAACAAUCGAUUGAAAAGCUAAGAAGAAACAUGGCUGAAGACAUUCUGAAACAAUCAGUUUCAAAGGAUGAGCUCUGUUCCUUCUGUGGAAUUGAGGACCUGCCCAAAACUGAAGUUGAUGCUGUUUGGAUUCAGUGUGGAACUUGCUCAAGAUGGUUUCACACGCUGUGCCUUGGGAUGACAGCAGCACAAAUACCAAACAAAGAUACCCCUUGGUAUUGUGUGUUGUGUAACUGAACACUUAGGAAUGUAUAUGUCUGACUUUGUCGGAUGAACUUUAGGACCGAAAGUUUAUCAAGUUAAAUGUUGUUCAAGCCGAACCAGUCAUGUGUAUUUUGGUAUCUGAUCAUUCAUAAAGAUUACAUGUGGGAACUACU